UUGUUCAGAUGGGUUGGAUUUCGAAAAUUCACAAGUCUCGGUUAUGCAGUUCUGUUGAUCGAUGGUCGUGGCUCAUCAAAUCGCGGCCUCUCUUUCGAAGCGGCCAUCAAAAAUAGGCUGGGUACAGUGGAAAUUGAGGAUCAGGUGGAGGGCUUGAGAGAAGUAGCAAAACGAGCUGAUGGUUUGCUGGAUCUAAGACGAGUAGCAAUAAUGGGAUGGUCAUAUGGCGGUUAUCUGGCGUUGCUUUGUCUGGCCAAAUGUCCCGAAGUCUAUCGAGCAGCAAUUGUUGGUGGUGCGGUAACAUGCUGGCAACUUUACGAUACGGCUUAUACGGAGCGUUAUCUCGGUCUUCCGUCAGAUCCAGUGUAUAAAGAUUCUUCGGUUCUGAAGUACAUCAAUCAGCUGCCCAAUGAAGUGGACCGAUUGCUUAUUGUCCAUGGUUUGAUUGAUGACAAUGUGCACUUCUCGCAUACUGGGCGACUUAUUGAAGCACUUAUACAGGCUGGCAAGCCUCAUCGUCUUCAGAUCUUUCCAUCAGAACGUCAUGGAAUUCGUUCGAUCGAAGCUUGCGAAUUCCACGAUGCUUGCAUGCUAUCGUUUUUGUCCAGGGCUCUUAGUAUCGACAACACGGAAUCGAAUUUAGUAGAUGAUCUCCAGAAGCCCUGA
This is a messenger RNA of Gongylonema pulchrum, 666 nucleotides long. NCBI's taxonomy places the organism in Eukaryota, Metazoa, Nematoda, Chromadorea, Rhabditida, Gongylonematidae. The record is from the annotation of a GenBank genome assembly.